This is a messenger RNA of Didymodactylos carnosus, 918 nucleotides long. Lineage: Eukaryota; Metazoa; Rotifera; Eurotatoria; Philodinida; Philodinidae. The record is from the annotation of a GenBank genome assembly.
AUGUAUAUGCGCAAUCUUGUUAGUAGUCUUUGUUUAUUUGAUACAGACAAUUUACCCAUGCUCAACUAUCAAUUUGAAUUGUAUAACGAGAAUAACUCUCUUAUUACCAAUAUUCGACGACGAAUUAAUCAAACAUCAUUAUCUGUGGUUGAUCAAGCAAAAUUUAAAAGUUUACUUGUUCGAAUGAAUCCCGAUGAAAUUGUUCAUUGUUUAGGUUUAUUAGAUCAUGUGUUCACAUAUCUAUGCAACAUUGACGAUGAUGUAUCUGGCAGCAGCAUACAAGCAUUUGUUGAACAGCACAUGAACACUAAUGCAUGUCUCAAUGAGCAUUUUUUUCGGCGACCACCAUUUUCAACGGUUCCACUCAUUCACAUAAUUGCCUUGUACGAGCUGGUAGAAGAAGUAGCAUUUGAUAUUGUACUACGUCAGCAUGUCAAAACAGAACUACGUGAAGCAGUACUCGAUGACAGAGGAAAAACCAAAUUUGUUGCUCAAACUUUUGGUAAAGUCAACAUCUCGCCAAUAUUGAAAUUAGCAAUCAUAUGGAUUGGAGUACUUAAAAGACUUCUGAUUCGAGUACUCAAUGCUUAUGUCGAUCUAAAGAUACCUUUACAAAUAUAUAUAGAACGUAUCGAUCUCUGGUCUGGUGACAUUUCUGAAGUUGAUUUGCAAACGUUUGAGCUCGAUGAAGGCAUUCUACUUGAGCAUACAUAUUGUAUCCUUAAUCAUGUGGAAAAAGACCAUCCAACAUCAAUUAUAAAUGAUUCUAUAGCUACUGCUGAUAGUCAACAGCCGAUUAGCUCGCAUAUUACCACUGGUAAUACCCAAAGUUUUACUGCAAGAACUUGGUAUCAGAAUACAAAUCAACCUGUCAAAAAAAUAACACUUGGCAAAUCAGAACAAAAACUACGCGUAUAA